CUAGGGAGGAAACACAGAAGGCUGCAGGGGUAAAAAGAAGGAAGGCAAAUUAAACAUUGUUGUUAAAGAUGGUUUUGAUUGAUAGGAGUUGGGAUGAUGUUCGUAGACAUGUAGAUCAAGGUUUUGACAAGCUUCGCGCGCAGACAGUUACUGUCAAAACAAAUUCUGGGGUUGGAGAAGGAUCCAGCAAGUUCCAGAGAUCGUUGUCGAUGCCGGUCAGCCCUGUAGGUCCGAUGACCCCAACCACUCCGUCGCCCACGGGGGCGCGUAAAGAUAACGUGUGGAGGAGUGUUUUCAACCCCGGCAGCAACCUCGCCACCAAGAACAUCGGCGCCCAGGUUUUCGACAAGCCUAAGAAUACCAACUCUCCUACUGUUUAUGACUGGCUAUACAGUGGUGAAACAAGAUCCAAGCACCGUUAAACAUCGGAGGGGUUGAUUUCGUGCCAUUCGCCGACAAGAAGCGUGUAAAUAGGGUGUCUUACGUGUUUGGGUCCGUCGUCAGUUGCUUUGUCGGCGUAAUUAUCUUUAAUUAAGAAUAUUAGUUAGUUACGGCUAUGCAUGCUUCCUGUUUAAUUUUGGUUUUUGUUUUUGGUAUGGGUUUGUUGUAAUUAAGGUUUUGUCGUCAUGACCUAACUCCUCCGGUGAUGCACAAUCAGUUUAUGAAUCUGUGUGCGCCGAAUCAGUCGGAGAUUCCGAGCCACUGCUCUCUAAUAAAUUAGAAUACUAGGGGUGAUAAUAAUAAUAAUAAUAAUGAUUAUGAAUAAUAA
This is a messenger RNA of Ipomoea triloba (trilobed morning glory), 769 nucleotides long. RefSeq names its product dormancy-associated protein 1-like. The coding region runs from base 69 to 422 and encodes 117 amino acids. Lineage: Eukaryota; Viridiplantae; Streptophyta; Magnoliopsida; Solanales; Convolvulaceae. The transcript is spliced from 4 exons. The record is from RefSeq and is a predicted model, not a curated record.